Molecule: messenger RNA, 4119 nt
Organism: Hansenula ciferrii
Lineage: Eukaryota; Fungi; Ascomycota; Saccharomycetes; Phaffomycetales; Wickerhamomycetaceae
Gene: TFC3
Product: transcription factor TFIIIC subunit TFC3
Exons: 1
Coding region: 1-4119 (1372 amino acids)
Biological process (GO): transcription initiation at RNA polymerase III promoter; 5S class rRNA transcription by RNA polymerase III
Cellular component (GO): transcription factor TFIIIC complex
Molecular function (GO): DNA binding
Source: RefSeq, a predicted model, not a curated record
AUGAGUUUGUUGUACCCAGACAGCAUUGUCAACAAGGCAUUGACAGAGUUGGCGUACGAGGGUUCCCAAGGUGUGUCGUUUGAUAAGUUGUGGGAGUUGUUGACACCAAUAUUACAGAUUGAUGGGUUUUAUCAAAAGGUGAUUUACGCAUGGUUGAUAAAGAAUUCAAAUGUUGAAAUAUUAAAUGCUGAAGAAAAAGUUAUUGAUGCUCCUAAAAAUUAUGAUGAUAUUGCUCAGGGGAAAUAUUUCAUAAGAGUUACUAGUGAUUAUCAAUGUUUGGUUCUUACUGGGUUACCUAAAGAAAAUAAUCCAAUUAUUGGUCGUGCUUAUGAUUUAUUAGUGGAAAUUGCUAAAAGUAGAAAAGAAGGUAUUGAUACUUUAACUUUAACUCAAAAAACUGGUCAAGAUAAAAGAAGUUUAACUACAAGAAUUAAAAAUUUAGGUAAUUUAGUUGUUAAAGUUCCAAUUUUGAAAAAUGGUAGAAAUUUAAGUCUAUUAACUUUAACAAAAUUUUUCGAUAAUGCUGCUUAUAAUAAAAAUCCAAUAAAAUCUGAAAAAGAAGAAAAAUUUAUUAUAAAUGUUGAAGAUAUUAGAUUAAGAAUUAUUAAUGCAUUGAAAAAUGCUAAACAUAAUAUUCGUCAAACUGCUGAUUUGAAAAGAGAAUUAGAAAUGGAUAAAUCUUCAAAACUUUCAAGAAAUUUUAAAUCAAUAACAACUUAUUUAGAAGAAAAACAAUUUUUGGAAAAAGUCUUUGUUGUUUCUCCUAAACCACCAAAAAGACAGUUUUUGGCUUUGAAAUAUUUGAAAGAUUAUAUCCCAAAGAAUCAAAGGGAUCAGAAUGAUAAUGAUGAUCUAGAUGAUGAUGACGAUAUCCCAGAUGAUGAUGACGAAGAACAAGAAUUAAAUGAAGAUUUAAUAGAUGAUAAUUUAAAAGAUUUAGAAAAUGAAGCUCCAACUUCUUUAACAAAUGUUGAAAAUAUUGAAAUUACAUCUUCAAAAAAUUCUAAAAAUUAUACAAUUUUCAAUAGAAUUUUCCCUUUACAAAAUCAAAUUUUUCAACUUGUUAAUAAUAGUGGAACUUCUGGUUUAUCAACAAAUGAUCUCUUGGAUACUGUCUUGGGUAGAUCUUAUGAUCGUUUAUUUACAAAAGUAAUGGAAUGUUAUACCCCGGAAAAUUUAAUUCCAAAUAUUGCAAAUCAUUCUAUUGUUAGACAUUAUGAUUUCCAAGGUAAAGUUAAAUUCUAUAGAUAUUUAACAAGACCAAAUUUUUUGAAAUUUUCAGGUCAAGAUCAAGAUUUAAAUGGUUCAACUUUAUUAACAUAUGAACCAACAAAUACUUCAUUAAAAGAACUUAAUAAGAAACAUUUUACAACUUUAAAUAGUGGUGUUUCUGUUGUUACAACUUUAGAUGGUCAUAAAUAUUUACAAUGGUUUGGUAGUCAAGUUAUUGAAGGUUCAACUCCAUCUAAAUCAAAGAAGAAAAAAACUACAAAGAAAGAUGCUAAUGAUAAUACCAAAAAGAAAAGAGGUCGCCCUAGAAAAGGCGAAGAAGAUUCUAAUAAAAAUAAACAACUUAAAGUUUCAAAUAUAGAAUCUCAAACUUCAAAUAUUGAUGAAAUUCCAUUCAUUGGUGAACCUUCUAUUACUCCACAAAUUUCAUCAACUAGAACUUCAAUCCCACAUCAAGAUCAAGAACCUGAAAAAGAACCACAACCUGAAACUCAAGAUGAUAUAUCUAGUUCUAUUGACCCUCAAUUGGCUAAUCCAACAGAUAUACCAGUUGCAGAUUCCACUACCACAACGGAAAAUCCUGAGCCUUCAACAUCAGAUACGCCAACAACAACAGAAAAAUCAAGUUCAAAAGAUAAACGCAAAACAAAGUUUAAUGAAGCUGGUAAAUUUAAACAUUCCAAAGAAAAACUUAUUACUGUUUCUGAUUUAAAAGUAACUUCUUUCAAGGCGCUUGAACGUAUGAAUACUAUUAUGAAAGUUCUUAAAGAUAAUAAUGGUGUUAUGGAAAAUUCUAUUAUUUUUUCUGAAGCUGUUAAUAAAGAAGCUAAUCAACAAAUUGAUAGGAAAACUUUUAAAAAAGAUGUAAAUUCUUUAAUUGAACAAAAUAAGAUUUAUAUUGGUGAAUUUUUCAUUGGUAGAGAACAACAAAAUCAUAGUGUUAUUAUUUUAAAAGGUACAACUAAUGAAGAUCUUAACAAAGCUGAACACAUAAUGAAGGAAAAUCUAAAAUCAUCUGGUAAACCUUUAGCUAAAAAAAGCACUCUUGAAAAUAUUGAUCUUGAAUUUUAUGAUGAUGAUUUUAAGAAAUCAUUUGAAACUGAAUUACCACCAACAAAGAGAAUGAGAGCUAUGGAAAGAAGAGCUCAAAGGGUAAAAGAGCUUGCACAAAAUGAAGAGGAAAAGAAUGAAGUUAAUGAAAAUAAUGAUAAUGAUAUUAAUGAUCAUGCUAAAGCUAUUGAAAAAGCAUAUAGAGAGGCUCAAACUUCUAAUACAUUAACCUAUGUUGAUGAAUCAUCAUCAUUCCCAUUUCCAACUUCAGCUCCAAUUCAAGCUCCAGUUCAAGCACAAUUUCAAGCUCCAAACACUGGUUUAACCCGUAAAUCUACCAAAGCAGCUCCAAAACCAAAGAAAAAAUCAACUCCAAAGAAACAAGCUGUCAAAUCUAAACCAAUUGUUGCCAAAGCUCCAAGAGUUAGAAAAGAAAAGAAAACUACAGAAUGGGAUACACCAAAACCAAAAGAACAAAGAGGUCAAUCUUAUAGAAACAAAAGAAAUACUUCAAAUCUUAAUAGUGCGGAUACAAUGUUACUUUUCAAAGCUGUUAUUAUUUGUAAAACAAUUACUAAAAACAUUAUUGAUUGGGAAAAAAUUACAAAAUUAUUUAAUGGUAUACCUGAAGAAAUUUUGAAAAAAAAAUGGCCAAGAAUUAGAAUGAUGAUGGGUCAAAAUGGUGGUAAAGUUGCAAGACGUACAUGGAAAAGGAUUUUACUAUCAGCUGUAAAAGAAGGUAGAAUUAGUUUAGAAGAAGUUGAAAAUUUAAAUUUAGAAAAUUUGGUUAAAAUUUGGCAAGAUUCUGAAAUUUUAGGUUUAUCAGAUGAUUUAUCAGAUAGUCUUUUUGCAAAUUAUGAAGAUAAUAUUUCUCAUUAUAAUUUUGUUAAAUCAUCAAUUUCAACAAAUUCAUAUCUUUAUGAUCCUAAUUCAAUGGUUCAAAGAGAACAAUAUCUUGUUAGUAGAUCUUUUACUUAUGAAAAUAAUGAUGAGAAAGAUUUUGCUCAAGCUGUUGAUCACGUUGUUAAUAAUGAUGAUGGAUUUGAAGAAGAUAAUGUUAAUAAUAGAUCCAUUAUUAGAAAGACUAUAAUUGCAAUUAUAUUAAGUGGUACAAAUACUAAUAUUAGAAAAUUACCUUUAUUAGAAUCAUUUGAUAAGCAAUUAGUUGAUGAAGUUUUCAUGGAAAUGACUAGGAAAAAGGAAAUUUCAAUUAAUUUAGAUACAAAAGUUUCAAUAGGUGAAACAUUAAAUAAUAUUUUGAAUAGCAAUACUUAUGAUUUUUCAAUAACAAAAGUUAAUCAAAUUCAAAAUUUAUUAAAUGAAGUAUUUGAAGCUAAAAAGGCAUUUGUUUUAAAUCCAAUUUUUGAUAAUGCAUAUAUGGUUCCAAUAAUUGAAUUAUUAUCAAGAAAUCAAUUAGAUAUUCUUAGAGUGGAUCAUUAUAGGAAAGAAGUAUUAGAAGGAUAUGAAGCAAGGGUUAUAGAAAGAGAAAAAUUAGAUUGUGAUAUAAUUUUAGCACCUGGAUCUGAAAAAAUUCAAAAUGUUUCCAAUGAAUCACCAUUAGUUCCGAUGGGGAAACCAUGUUCAUAUAUUUGGAUUGAUGUUGAGGGUAAAAUUAAUAAAAAUGUAUGGAAUAAAAUCAAUAGACUUGUUCUAAUUACAAUCUUGGGGAAACCUGGUAUAACUAAAUUUGAUUUAUUAGAAAAAUUAUCAUUAGUAUUAAACAAAGAAGAAUUAAUUAAAAUAUUGGAAUGGCUUGUUGAUGCUAAAGCCAUUAAAGAAGGUGAAUUCCAAGGUGUUUGGUUAAAUCCAUUUUGGUAUACAAUUUUCGGGACAAGUUGA